Molecule: messenger RNA, 936 nt
Organism: Zea mays
Lineage: Eukaryota; Viridiplantae; Streptophyta; Magnoliopsida; Poales; Poaceae
Exons: 1
Coding region: 92-466 (124 amino acids)
Source: RefSeq, a predicted model, not a curated record
CUCGGCCCGCACCAUUUCGCGCUUGCCCUAAAGAAACCCGACACGAGCCCCACUCGCUCGGACGCACAGGCGCACACCGACAAGCGCAGCGAUGGCGGCCGCGGCGGGGGACGGACAGACGCCGCAGGAGCCGGAGCCAGUGGCGGGAGCGGCGGCUGGAGGCGGCGUGAUCGCGAAGCUGGAAGAGGAGUGGCGGAAGGCGAAGGAGCACGCGCAGACCUACCCGUACGUGUGGGGCUCCUACAUCCUCGUCUACGGCGGCCUCGGCGCCUACCUCGCCUGGCGCUGGCGUAAGCUCCGCCGCACCGAGGACCGCGUCCGCGUUCUUCAGGAACGCCUCCGCAAGCUCUCCGCGGCCGAGGAGUCGCAGGCUGCCUCUGCCACCGGCUCCGUUUCCACUCCCUCGACCCCUCCCCUGCCGCAGGAGUCGGCCUCUGGGGCCGCAAAGCCGGCUUCUAGACCGUGAAGGAGUAAGCUUCCUUUUUUUCCCAGCUUCUUGGCAUGACGGAUUACAAAAUUACAGAGCGAUUCAUCGUUUGAGCUCGCUGCUGUGCUUCGUUCCUUACUUGGUUGGUGAUCCUAGUUCAGAAGUAGAGGUGGAGGACUAUAAUACAAGUGCUGAGAGGUUGGUGAUUCUCUCAUUGUCAUCUAAUCGUUUGGGGGAAGCUCAAAAUCAUGUACAUCGUGUGUGGUCAUUCCCACGAAGGAUCUGGAUUUACUGUUGAUGUCACCGGAACCCGUCUUAGUGACAUCGUAACUUUUGGCUCCAUGAUGCUGGUUUGCAGUUUUCUCCAUCCACUUCACUUCUCUAUUGUUACUAAUGUAUUGCGCCUUAUACUGAUCUUGCCAAAUCUUCUUGAAUUAUCUCCUGGAGCAUAUUUUUGCGGUGUUAUGUACUAAGGACAAAUGGAUUAUGGAUAGAGAAAGCUUAACCAA